Molecule: messenger RNA, 2792 nt
Organism: Bombina bombina (fire-bellied toad)
Lineage: Eukaryota; Metazoa; Chordata; Amphibia; Anura; Bombinatoridae
Product: malignant fibrous histiocytoma-amplified sequence 1 homolog
Exons: 11
Coding region: 1-2685 (894 amino acids)
Molecular function (GO): protein binding
Source: RefSeq, a predicted model, not a curated record
AUGAAUGGUCAUAACCUAACUACCCCUGGUUUUCUCAAACAUGCGCAUAUCUCUGUAAUCUAUUAUUAUGGAUUGACAAUUUCUCAUGUGACGCACCCUGCGAGUGUUUCAGAGACAAAACGCCACGCAGGGAUUCCUAAGAGAAAGUGCAAUAAAGUAAUGUUGCCACUGAGAGAGGUCAAUCUAUCUUUGAGAAGGUUAAAGGUCAUACCCUUAGAUGAGAUCAAUUAUACUAAAAUCGAGAGCCUCAAUCUUGAUCGUAACAAGCUCAAGAGUGUUCCAGAGUUAUCUCGUCUUCAAGACUUAAAGAUCCUUAUCCUAUCCAAAAAUGAGCUCUCUCAUUUCCCAGAGGAGAUUCAAUUACUUAAGCACCUGGAGAGACUGGAGGUAAACCAGAAUAAAAUUCAAAAUAUACCCAAUGGAUUAUUUUCUCAUAUCAUAAGACUAAAAUAUCUGAAACUGAAUAACAAUCGUCUCACUGAACUUCCAAAUGAUCUAUCUAGCUGCUCUAAUUUACUCUACCUUAACUUAUCACAUAACCUGUUUAGUACAUUCCCUCAAGCUGUCCUAAGUUUAAAAAAAUUAGAAGAGUUCUAUGUGGAGAACAACAAACUUCAAAAACUCCCUUCUGAGCUCUUUCUGGACCUUUCCCUUAAGAAAUUUAAGGCUUCCUCCAACCAACUGAGAGAACCACCAGAUGAGGUUUGCAUAGGUGGUCUGAAACAAAUAUGUAGCUACUUCUUUCAGUUACAAGAAAGCCAAGCUCAAGAGGUUCGGAGAGUAAAGACCAUGUUUAUUGGAUCCAGCAUGGCUGGGAAGACAACUUUAUGCAGAAGUCUGAGUCAAGCCUGUGCCAAUCCAGUGCCAAGGGAAGAGAGAACCGUGGGCAUAGAAAUUAGUGAGUUCCAAAUUGAGGAUUUUACUUUUCUGUUUUGGGAUUUUGCUGGACACCUGGAGUAUUAUAUAACUCACCAUGUUUUCUUCACCCCUCACUCGCUUGUGAUUCUUGUUGUUGACUUAUUCAGGUAUCAGCUAAAUAAUGAUGACUCCUUCAAGAAUCUGGUGGGAUUCUGGAUCAACAACCUUCUUAUGAGAGUUCCAGACUCUGUAGUUCUUAUUGUGGCAACACAUAUUGAUCAGUGCCUUCCUGAAGAACUUCAGAAGAAGAGUAAGGACAUCCAAGAGAGAAUCUCCAGGAUGCUGAAGCAGAGAAAAGCAGACCUCUCUCAUUUCAUCAAUAAUCUGGAGGAUCGUCAAGACUCAGAAAUGUACAUGGAGCAGGCUGAGAGGCUGAGAGAAAUAUUCACAUGCACUUUACAUGUCCUUGAGAUUAUCCCUAUCAACAGCACUAUUUACCAGGACAUUGAAAGUCUGCAGAGCUCAAUCUUGAGUGUGGUCAGGAAUGUGGACUUAUUUCCUAACAUUGUCAAAAUGCUGCCGCCAGUCUACAAAGAAGUGGAGAAAUCUAUCACUGAGAUUAUGCAUAAUCACGACCUGCCAAAACAUGGUAUUAUGGAGCUAGACCUUCUUCUACGAGAGGUUAUGCUGAAGACCCAAGACGGUCACUUGAACAAGGAUCUUCUGAAGGACAUUCUAAGAUAUCUGCAUCACAUUGGCCUUAUUGUGUGGUAUGAAGACAUACAACCUCUGCUUUCUACUGUAUUUCUAAAGCCAACAUUUCUAAUAACCAUGUUUAAGAUGUUGAUUCGACAUGACCUGUCUGAUCAGAUAGGUAGAAUUCCAGCUGAAGUCCUAGUUUCAGAGAAAGCCUUCAAACGGGAUGUUCUUAAGUGGCAAGAAAUGCUACGAUCAAAAGCCAUGCUCCGUCUCCAAGCCAUUAGGGUCCUUAUAAAACACCACCUUGAGGUCUUCUCUCCAUGUGAUGCAAUAGAUAUAUUUCAAGAUAUGGUAGGAUACAGACAGGAUGGAGGGAAGCUCUUCAGCCUCUUAGAACACUUUCAAGUCUGCUUCCCUGUAAGGAAUAUUAGGAAACUAAAUCCCAAAGCCUCAGAGUUUGUACCAGGAGGACAAUGGCCUUUCAAAAAAACAUUGGGAGAUGUUUUCUACCUGUUUCCAACCUAUCUCAAUAAAGUUUUAGAAGUCACUGAGCGAUGGGGAGGGGAUCAUCAUGAAGAUUUGCAAAUCAGAGUAUACUUUUCUCCUGAAAUUCCUGAGGGAUUAUUUCAAAGACUCAUGGUGAAAUCUUGCUCUUUCUACACAACACAUUGGGUGGAAAAGUCUACAUUCCUUUUAGUAAGCAAUGGAAAACCCCUUUUAAUCAGGGAGAACAACCAGAAAGCAAACAGUUACAUUGAGCUCUGCAGUAGAAGACCUCAUAAACAGAGUGAUUUCAGACCCCUGUGGGACUUCAUAUUGGCUAUUCUGUCUAUUGUUGUGAAGCUGUACGAAGAGUGGCCUGGUCUUCAUACCUACAUCCGGACACCUUGUAGGACAGUGGGCUGCCCUGAUGAGUUUGAAUGGCCGGAUAUGGAGGGUUCAUGUUCAGUGUAUGACAUGAUUAAGGAAGACUUCAAAACCUGUGAAACCUGCUGUUUUACAAUCAACACUGAGCUACUUUUACCAAAAGCUCCAAGUCAAAUUAAAGAUCCUCCAGACAUGCAAAACAUUCACAUCACAAACUAUGGUGAAGCUUCUAUCAUAUCUCAAGUGACAAGUGUGGAGUAAACUGGAAUUGUCAUGUUCCUGGAAGCAAUGUCAGAGGAGUAAAGUGCACAAAAUGGCAUUUUCAUUUUUUUUUUCAUUUUUCAAAAUAAAGCUUUAUUGGUAAAAGA